AUGUUGAUCAUAUACUUUGCUUUGAUGCCUGUGGCUGGCGUGCUCUCAAAUUGUCGUGAAAUCCACGCUCCAUCACCUAUUAUAUGUGGAAUCAAUGAAGAAUACUCGCCAUGUAGGAUGAAAUGCCCACCACAGUUUUGUAACAUAUCAUAUACAGAUUUUGUUUGUCCCGUUGAUGAACCGUGUGAACCCGGAUAUAACUGUAUAAAAGAUUAUUUGCGAGGUCCCAAUGGAACGUGUAUUUUUAACGAAGAAUGUCCACCACCUCCAUCACCUAUUAUAUGUGGAAUCAAUGAAGAAUACUCGCCAUGUAGGAUGAAAUGCCCACCACAGUUUUGUAACAUAUCUUAUACAGAUUUUGUUUGUCCCGUUGAUGAACCGUGUGAACCCGGAUGUAACUGUAUAAAAGAUUAUUUGCGAGGUCCCAAUGGAACGUGUAUUUUCAACGAGGAAUGUCCACCAGCUCCAUCACCUAUUAUAUGUGGAAUCAAUGAAGAAUACUCGCCAUGUAGGAUGAAAUGCCCACCACAGUUUUGUAACAUAUCUUAUACAGAUUUUGUUUGUCCCGUUGAUGAACCGUGUGAACCCGGAUGUAACUGUAUAAAAGAUUAUUUGAGAGGUCCCAAUGGAACGUGUAUUUUCAACGAAGAAUGUCCACCACCUCCAUCACCUAUUAUAUGUGGAAUCAAUGAAGAAUACUCGCCAUGUAGGAUGAAAUACCCACCACAGUUUUGUAAUAUAUCAUAUACAGAUUUUGUUUGUCCCGUUGAUGAACCGUGUGAACCCGGAUCGCCUCAAAUACCCAUCUGCGGAGAAAAUGAAGUUGGAAGUACCUGCAGAAAGACGUGUCCUCCAGACACUUGCGACUUCGAUCCUACGAAAGAAGCGUGUAAACCGGGCCCUUGCCAACCUGGUUGUAAUUGCAUUAAAGAUUACUGCAGGGAUGCCACGGGAAAAUGUGUUCCGAAAGAACAAUGUCCGAAGAGUAAUAAGUGUGUUCCAUCAAUGAUAUGCGAAAUCCCAUAUAAAUGUAGACGUACUUGUGCCGAACCAAAUCCCCCAAACUGUCCUGCUUAUUCAAAUGUGUCCGAGAAAGUAAAAGGAUGUCAAUGCAAACCAGGGUUUAUUCUGUUGGGAAAAGGUCCACCUUGCAAGUGUGUAAGAAUUGAAGAUUGUACGCAACAAAAGGGGUGCAAUGGAGACAAUAAAGCGCACAUUACUAAGUAUCCUCCCCCAUGCCCUUCUACCUGCCAGUCUCCAAAUCAAGUGCCUUGCAAAAAAGUAUGUUUAGAUGUUGGUUGUUCGUGCAAUGAUGGAAUGAUACUGUCCAAAUUGAAUGGAAAAUGUAUCAAUCCAGAUGAUUGUCCAGCACCAGUUAAUUGUACACGACCCAAUGAAAUUUGGAGUAAUUGUCCAUCGGCCUGCUUGAGGGAAGGCUGCGAAAAUGCUAAUGAAGAGCCAUCUGUGUGCAAUACACUUGUUUUAAACUGCCAACCAAGGUGUAUUUGCAAGCCAAACACUUUUCGGGAUAAAAAUAACAUUUGCGUUCCAGUUGAACAAUGCCCGCCUCAAAUACCCAUCUGCGGAGAAAAUGAAGUUGGAAGUAACUGCAGAAAGACGUGUCCUCCAGACACUUGCAACUUCGAUCCUACGAAAGAAGCGUGUAAACCGGGCCCUUGCCAACCUGGUUGUAAUUGCAUUAAGGAUUACUGCAGGGAUGCCACGGGAAAAUGUGUUCCGAAAGAACAAUGUCCGAAGAGUAAUAAGUGUGUUCCAUCAAUGAUAUGCGAAAUUCCAUAUAAAUGUAGACGUACUUGUGCCGAACCAAAUCCCCCAAACUGUCCUGCUUAUUCAAAUGUGUCCGAGAACGUAAAAGGAUGUAAAUGCAAGCCAGGGUUUAUUCUGUUGGAAAAAGGUCCACCUUUCAAGUGUGUAAGAAUUGAAGAUUGUCCGCAACAAAAGGGGUGCAAUGGAGAUAAUAACGCGCACAUUACUAAGUGUCCUCCCCCAUGCCCUUCCACCUGCCAGUCUCCAAAUCAAGUGACUUGCAAAAAAGCAUGUUUAGAUGUUGGUUGUUCGUGCAAUGAUGGAAUGAUACUGUCCAAAUUGAAUGGAAAAUGUAUCAAUCCAGAUGAUUGUCCAGCACCAGUUAAUUGUACACUACCCAAUGAAAUUUGGAGUAAUUGUCCAUUGGCCUGCUUGAGGGAAGGCUGCGAAAAUGCUUAUGAAGAGCCAUCUGUGUGCAAUACACUUGUUUUAAACUGCCAACCAAGGUGUAUUUGCAAGCCAAAUACUUUUCGGGAUAAAAAUAACAUUUGCGUUCCAGUUGAACAAUGCCCGCCUCAAAUACCCAUCUGCGGAGAAAAUGAAGUUGGAAGUAACUGCAGAAAGACGUGUCCUCCAGAUACUUGCAACUUCGAUCCUACGAAAGAAGCGUGUAAGCCGAGCCCUUGCCAACCUGGUUGUAAUUGCAUUAAGGAUUACUGCAGGGAUGCCACGGGAAAAUGUGUUCCGAAAGAACAAUGUCCGAAGAGUAAUAAGUGUGUUCCAUCAAUGAUAUGCGAAAUCCCAUAUAAAUGUAGACGUACUUGUGCCGAACCAAAUCCCCCAAACUGUCCUGCUUAUUCAAAUGUGUCCGAGAACGUAAAAGGAUGUAAAUGCAAGCCAGGGUUUAUUCUGUUGGAAAAAGGUCCACCUUUCACGUGUGUAAGAAUUGAAGAUUGUCCGCAACAAAAGGGGUGCAAUGGAGAUAAUAACGCGCACAUUACUAAGUGUCCUCCCGCAUGCCCUUCCACCUGCCAGUCUCCAAAUAAAGUGACUUGCAAAAAAGCAUGUUUAGAUGUUGGUUGUUCGUGCAAUGAUGGAAUGAUACUGUCCAAAUUGAAUGGAAAAUGUAUCAAUCCAGAUGAUUGUCCAGGUGGCAAUCCAUGUGGUAUGAAUGCGACAUUUCGAACUUGUGACAACAGAUGUUCUAACAACUACUGCCCAGUGGAUGAUUCUCCACCUGAUUUUAGUUGUGAACCGCCAUCGCCUUGUCCCUCCGGAUGCGUUUGUAAAUUUAACUACAGAAAAAAGAGUAUAAAUGACGAAAAGUGUAUCCUGGCAUCUGAGUGUCCACCAGUUAAUUGUACACUACCCAAUGAAAUUUGGAGUAAUUGUCCAUCGGCCUGCUUGAGGGAAGGCUGCGAAAAUGCUUAUGAAGAGCCAUCUGUGUGCAAUACACUUGUUUUAAACUGCCAACCAAGGUGUAUUUGCAAGCCAAACACUUUUCGGGAUAAAAAUAACAUUUGCGUUCCAGUUGAACAAUGCCCAAAGGAGAAACCUCAACCAUAUCAAUGA
Messenger RNA from Parnassius apollo (apollo), 3339 nucleotides. Lineage: Eukaryota; Metazoa; Arthropoda; Insecta; Lepidoptera; Papilionidae. The record is from the annotation of a GenBank genome assembly.